GGCUCACUCACAGCCACCAUGAGCGAGGCCUUUGACUGUGCAAAAUGCAGUGAGUCCCUGUAUGGGCGCAAAUACAUCCAGACGGACGACGGUCCCUACUGUGUGCCCUGCUAUGACAACACCUUCGCCAACACGUGCGCCGAGUGCCAGCAGCUCAUCGGGCAUGACUCGAGGGAGCUGUUCUACGAAGACCGCCACUUCCACGAGGGCUGCUUCCGCUGCUGCCGCUGCCAGCGCUCCCUAGCUGAUGAGCCCUUCACUUGCCAGGACAGCGAGCUGCUCUGUAACGACUGCUACUGCAGUGCCUUCUCUUCCCAGUGCUCUGCCUGCGGGGAGACCGUCAUGCCUGGGUCCCGGAAGCUGGAGUACGGAGGCCAGACGUGGCACGAGCACUGCUUCCUGUGCAGCGGCUGUGAGCAGCCGCUGGGUUCCCGUUCCUUUGUGCCUGACAAGGGUGCCCACUACUGCGUCCCCUGCUAUGAGAACAAGUUCGCUCCUCGCUGUGCCCGCUGCAGCAAGACGCUGACACAGGGUGGCGUGACAUACCGUGACCAGCCCUGGCAUCGAGAAUGCCUGGUCUGCACCGGGUGCCAGACGCCCCUGGCAGGGCAGCAGUUCACCUCCCGCGAUGACGAUCCCUACUGUGUGGACUGUUUUGGAGAACUCUUUGCACCCAAGUGCAGCAGCUGCAAGCGCCCCAUCACAGGACUCGGCGGAGGCAAGUAUGUGUCCUUCGAAGACCGCCAUUGGCACCACAGCUGCUUCUCCUGUGCCCGCUGCUCCACCUCUCUGGUCGGUCAAGGCUUUGUGCCAGAUGGAGACCAAGUGCUGUGCCAGGGCUGCAGCCAGGCAGGGCCCUGAGCCAGGGCUCCAGGGCCCAGGCCCUCCCAAACCAGGGCUCCAGGACUAAGGCUCCUUUUACAAACCACCUCUGGGACCCAGCCCCUCCCCAAAUUGGGGCUCCCUCUGGGCUCCAGGAUUCAGCUUCCCCACUCCAGCAUCCCCAGUCUGGUACUCCCUGACCCAGGGCCCCCAAACCUGGGCUCUUAUGGGGCCUCCAUCAUUCAAAUCUCCUCCCCAAGCCUGGACUCCAGAACUCCAUCCUCGCCUCUAUGGUCUGGGUUCCCAGACUGAGUCCUCUCCCCAAAUCAGGGCUCUGGGGCACAAGCCCCCUUCAAUCUGGACUUCUCUCCAAAGAUUUUAGGUCUCCUGUGGGUACCUGAGAAGUCCUCCACAGUAGACUAAACUCGGGCUUGACUCUCCCCACCCCUGUCCCACCAAUGUCCCGAGGGAUGGGGCUGUCAGGGCAGCAGAUCCAGUGUUCACUGGUUAGAGGGUCCUAGGGUACAGGGUUUUGCCCAGCCCAUGUUGUAGAGUGUUUUCUCAUUUCAUUUCAUUUCAGCUCAGUUUUGCCCAGAGAUGGGCAGAGGGGUGGGGUUGGCUUACCCCACCUUCAGAGUCUGCAAUAAAGCAGUAUGAGGAAG
Molecule: messenger RNA, 1484 nt
Organism: Vicugna pacos (alpaca)
Lineage: Eukaryota; Metazoa; Chordata; Mammalia; Artiodactyla; Camelidae
Source: RefSeq, a predicted model, not a curated record